Cynoglossus semilaevis (tongue sole) is the source of this 4078-nucleotide messenger RNA. It is a transcript of the gene arhgap27, whose product is annotated as Rho GTPase activating protein 27. NCBI's taxonomy places the organism in Eukaryota, Metazoa, Chordata, Actinopteri, Pleuronectiformes, Cynoglossidae. Gene Ontology annotation, biological process: regulation of GTPase activity; signal transduction. Gene Ontology annotation, molecular function: protein binding. The transcript has 19 exons. The record is from RefSeq and is a predicted model, not a curated record. The coding region runs from base 390 to 3239 and encodes 949 amino acids. Gene Ontology annotation, cellular component: cytoplasm.
AGUACUGUAGUUUAUAAUGCAAUGAGUUUUUCCUUGUUGUCCUUCCUCUAAAUAUUUCAUAUUAAGAUUGCAGAAUGGAAAUAACGACUUCUCAAAUCGCGGUACUUUAAAUGGUUGUUGCCUUUUCUGGCAAUGACUCACAAGAACACUCACCGAGAACAGGAAGUUAGACAAACCAGCAGUAAAAUGAACAGAUGUAGUUCUUCACGCUCUCACAUAAACACACAAACACACACAGACGCAGAGGACUGCUUCAAUGAAAAACAUCCAUCUACAGGAACAGAAAACCAGGCUGGGAGUGUGGUUAGUCCUCAUGCCUUACAGGAUUUCUGGUUGAAUACCUGGAGCUCGGUGAUGUGCAGUGCUUGUUGACUUGAGCCUCAGCAGGCAUGGAGCUGGUGUCAGUUCAGUAUAAGUUUGAGUACACAGCCAACGAUGGCCGCCUCGUAUCCAUCAAGCCAAACGAAAGCUACAUCUUGGUGUCGAAGACCAACAAGCAUUGGUGGCACGUCUGCAAGGACCAGCGGAGUAAACCAUUUUACAUCCCUGCACAGUACGUGAAGGAACUUUCACCCAACACUGGUGCAGAGGAGCUGCAGUCACCUGAAGGUGUAGCUGACAGGACAACAUCAUCUAAAGCAGUAUCAGCAAUUCCUGUUCCAGUCCAAGUGUCUUCAAGAGGGAAGUAUCGCUUCUCUACUUUUGGUUUUGGUGAGGACCUGAAAUUUCAGAGCCAAACCGAAGGAAGCUUGAGCAAAAGAAACAGCAUCUGCACCUUCGUACCUACUGUUGAUAAAAUAAGACACACCUCAGCAGGCAAUGUCUCCAUCACCUCAGCCACCCUGGACACGGAUGAAAUGAAAGUGUCCAAAAACCCACAUCCUUUGCCAAAGGUGGAGAAUGGACAACCACAAAAGACAAGUUCACAGGAAAAUAUUUUUCUAGAUACUUCCUUCCCUUCACCUCCUACCUUUCUUGUUCAUGACACGGUACCAGAGAUCACCAUAACUGAAUGGGAGGACUUUUCUGAGCUGCCUCAUCCUUGUCCUGAUCCUGAUCCUGAUCCACAUCCUUCAGAUGAAUGUGGCCAGUCAAAGUCGGAGCAGCAGAACAAACAGGUGAGGAAUCAAAACCUUCGCUCUGCUGUUUACGCCAAUGUAGCGCAACUUCGCCACAGCAUCUCCGAGUCUCCUCCUUCGGUUUCUUCGUCUUACUCUCCAUCCUACCUUGGCCCAGAAGGAUGGGAGGUGCACACUGACCAGGACAGUGGACAGGACUACUAUUACCACCCUGCCACAGGCCACUCCACCUGGGACAAUCCUUUUCUAGACUCAGACCCCGAGCGCCUUCCCUCAGAGGAGACCUGCUUCCCUUCACCUCCUCGAUCGCCUGCCCUCUCUCCCUCCACCUCGCCCCCCCCUGUGUGGACCUCAGAUUGGGAGCAGUUGGUGGAUGAGACCAGUGGUCGACCCUACUUUUAUAACCCGAUGUCUGGGGAGACGUCCUGGGAACCUCCAGAGCAGCUGAGCCCGUACCCUCCUCUGAUGGAGCCUAUGAGCGUGCACCGGUUUCACGAGGAUGGGCCGCCUCCACUGCCUGAGGAAGACUACCCCUCUGAGGAUUACCCCACCGUCGAUCAGUCUGACGCCUACGCAGAAAUCUUUGCUGCUGGACCUCCAGUCCUCCCUAAGGAGUACAGCCUCAGCCACGUCAGCCGGACCAUCAUCCCUAGGGCCAACCUGGACCGGAGCACACCGUCGGGUUGGAACCUGACCGUGGAACCCAAUGGGACCUGGGUGUUCACCAGCGAACACACUCCGGAUCAGUGGAUCAAGUCUGUGGAUGAACGAGGGCAGACCUACUAUUACCUGAGAGAUGGAUCCAGGUCACUGUGGCACCUGCCUGAGCCUCCUGUGUCUCCGGGUCUGUACAGGGUGGAGAAUGGUGUCGAGGCAGAAAAUGUGUCAGUGAUAAAAAACUGGAGACACACCAUGGGGCCCGUUCAGCUCAGCUUACCACAGGAUGAUGGGAGAUUUGUCCCGACCCACAGGAGGAACACGUCAGACUACAGCAGUGACAGUUCCAGCACAGGGAACUCUCCAGAGACGCAGCCUAACAUGCACAACUUAGAGAAGGCUGGAAUCCUCAACAAGACAAAAGUUUGUGAAAAUGGCAAGAAAGUAAGGAAAAACUGGGCUCAGACAUGGACGGUUCUCCACGGAGGUGUUCUGACGUUCCACAAAGACCCAAAGUCUGCAGCCACAGGAGCCUCGAACAAGACCAAUCAGAUUGUUCCAGAGAUCACGGUCGAACUGCGGGGAGCGACGAUAGGCUGGGCCUCAAAGGACAAGUCCAGCAAAAAAAAUGUUUUAGAGAGUAUCAUCACCGACUGGCACAAAGUCUUAAUGGACACCAUACGACAACUGGAAUACCAAGACCAUCACUCAGAUGAGGAGGACGGGAACGUGUAUGAGAAAAUCUCCACCCCAGAGCAGGAGGACAAGACUGACAAGAGAAGAUCCAACAAAGCAAGUGUUACACACUCAUCCAGCUCUGCAGGAGACACAGAUCCAAAACGGGUUCGAACCAAACUGAUGAAGUUUCUUCUGAAGCGCCCGACGCUCCAGUCAGUCAAGGAGAAAGGAUACAUCAGAGAUAGUGUGUUUGGUUGCCAUCUGGACACGUUGUGUGCACAGGAGAGGACCACGGUUCCAAGUUUUGUGGAGAGAUGUAUCAAAUCAGUAGAAAAGAGAGGUUUGGACAUCGAUGGACUCUACAGGGUGAGUGGAAACCUGGCAGUUAUUCAGAAACUACGCUUCAAAGCUGACCAUGAGGAGCUGGACCUUGAAGACGGUCAGUGGGAGGACGUUCACGUUAUCACUGGAGCACUGAAGUUGUUUUUCAGGGAGCUUCCUGAGCCGCUCUCCCCUUACGGUCACUUUGCCAGCUUCAUCACAGCAAUCAGAAUUCCUGAUCACGACGCAAAACUGUCCCAUAUGCGUGAACUAGUCAAAUCACUUCCUCCUCCCAAUCAUGACACCAUGGAACUACUUUUUGGUCAUUUGUGCAGGGUCAUCCAGUAUGGGGAGGUCAAUCGGAUGUCGGUACAGAAUGUUGCCAUUGUGUUUGGCCCCACACUGCUCCGGCCCGAGACGGAAAGCAACAUUGCAAUGAACAUGGUUUAUCAGAACCAAAUAGUGGAGUUUAUUCUCAAUAAAUAUGAGGGCAUUUUCCACUAAAGUUAAAGCAGCUACAAGGCUUUAGUGCAGACCUACUGCCGUUCUUUAAAGUGCUAGAAUUUUUACAGCAAGUUAAGGCUCUUCAAGCAUUCUCUGCCUAGAUUAUUUGAAGGUUCAUCAUACUGUAUGAGGUACAAUAGGACAUUUCCUAUUGUCUUUGUUAAGAAGAUUUAAAGCCAACAUAACCACUGUUUUGUCCAGUUUUAUUCCUAUAAAGCUCCUAGAACAGUCUUUGGAGGAUUAGUCUGCCUAGGUAUUGCUGUGAGCAAAUGAGCUGGGUUCUUGUUUAAGACUCAAACUUGGUCCAAUUGCUUCUGAUCCCAGAUGUUGUAGUUUUUCCAAACCCACAAGUCACUUUUUGUGUCUAAUUUACUAUUGUAAUACAACCAGUUUUCAGACAUGAGACAGUGCAUCAAUAACAGCUUACAUCUAUACUGCAGACAGUAUAAUGACUUCAAUUAUUUUUCAGAGUUGACAUUUAAAAUAUCACACAAUGCAAUAAAUUAAGUUAUGUUCUAAUACUGCCAAUUUAAUUUUUUAUCUAUGAAUAAACUUAUUGUAAUAUAGAGAUUGUUGAAAGGCAAAUAUGUAUUAAUACAAAUAUUUUACCAUGUACUAGAGUAAAUGUUCACAUUGGAUAUUUUUCACAGAAUUUUAAAACAUGUUUUAUUUCUGAAAAUGCUGUACUUGAAUAAUACCAACAAAAGAAGAAAAUUAAAUAUUAGAACAAACAUCAUGUCCUGUAAAUAGAAAUAGAUGGCAUAUUUAUGCUGUAUGGUGUUGGAAAUAUACAAGUUAUUCAAUAAUGAUAAUAAUAAAGUAACUUUGUUUAAAAAAAA